Molecule: messenger RNA, 1206 nt
Organism: Ostertagia ostertagi
Lineage: Eukaryota; Metazoa; Nematoda; Chromadorea; Rhabditida; Trichostrongylidae
Source: the annotation of a GenBank genome assembly
AUGAACCGCGCCCUGCUCGUCUGCGUCUCUGUCGUUCUCACGCUCUCUACGCAAGUGUCUGCGUUCCUGCCACUCAGCCCUCACGAGCUCGACAUGAUACAAAAAGAUGCCAAAGUCAUUUUCGUCAAAAAAAUUUCAACUCAUCUGAAUAUUCCAGGUUUCCUCCGUCGAUUCGGCUUCAGCGAUGUACCGAACCAAUCGGGCCCAGCUCUGCCCAUACCGGAUCACGUAUGGGAUAUCUACGAGAAAGCAAAAGAGGAUGAAAAUAUAGACUGGAUACGACAUUACUAUCCAAAAGUGAUUACGAACGCGGCCCAUGAAGAGGUUACACGAGCAGACCUGAAGAUUCGAGUGCACUCCGCUAAGCGGCAUUCCUCUCAAAUAAACGUCUAUGAGCUCGACGAGAAGCAUCCAGAGAUACGAAAGGUUAGUCGACCACGCAGCUGGGGUCGUCCGCUCCUUCAUGCAACACGAACAAAGUCCGAGCCGGUCGUCGCUCUCAAUGCAACACGACAAAGUCAGUGGUUUGACUUUGAUGUCACGUCGGCCUUCCACUCACCACGUAGCGACCACGAUACGGUUGUCUUCCUUAUUGAACAUCCGGGCGUGGACGUCUACACGUCUGAACCACAUUCCAUGUCUGCGGUUCCUUUCACCCGACAUCAAAGUUUUCCUCUCAUUGUCUACAGCGCCCUGAAGGAGCCGUCGCGAGUGCGGCGAAAACGCGCCGCAGCACCGCCGCGACGCGAUCGAAAAAAGCAGCGCAAGCAGCAUCAUCGUAACGCGACCGAUAGUGGUAUUUGCCAGAAAAAGGCGCUCUAUGUGGAUUUCGAGGAAAUCGGUUGGCAGGAAUGGAUCUUGGCACCGAGAAAUAUUCUUUUCAUUUUCCCAGAAAGCUACGAAGCUGGCCAGUGUGUCGGUGUAUGUCCACAUCCGUUGCCGUCGCAUCUGAAUGCUACAAAUCAUGCCAUUGUGCAGUCAUUAACAAACUCAUUGAAUCCACAGAUUCCACCACCGUGUUGUGUACCAACCGAAACAACACAUCUUUCAAUACUAUUUUUGGAUGUUGAUAAUAAGUGGAAUUAUCAUCAAGAAUUAUCCAGAUAUGCGGGUCGAAGCUUGCGGGUGUCGCUAAGGCUUGUCCACGUCGUUCGGCACAUUCAACAGUGUCGCUCUGGCGUCUCUCACGGUUACGUACGUCCCUAA